AUGAAGAUAUUUUUUAAAUUACAAGCUCUAAAAUCCUUGUCUUCUUUGAAGUUUCAUCGUAGAGCUUUCCGUGAUCACCCAAGGUUGCUUGCCUCUGAUUUAUAUUCACAGUAUGAGUCUGUCAGGCGGGGUGAACAAGAAAUUCCAAAGUACUUUAACUUUGCAAGUGAUGUACUGGACAAAUGGUCUGAGAUUGAAAAGGCUGGAAAGAGACCAUCAAACCCUGCCUAUUGGUGGAUAGAUGGAAAAGGAGAAGAAGUGAAGUGGAGCUUUGAAGAGCUGGGCUUCUUGUCUCGGAAAGUGGCCAAUGUACUGACUAAAGUAUGCGGGAUGCAAAAGGGAGACAGAAUUAUUGUGAUCCUGCCACGGAUCCCAGAAUGGUGGCUGGUGAACGUGGCUUGCAUGCGAACAGGAAUUGUCUUAAUUCCAGGAAUAUCCCAAUUAACAGCCAAAGACAUAUUAUAUCGACUCCAGGCUUCAAAGGCCACCUGCAUCAUCACCAAUGACACACUGGCUCCUGCAGUGGACUCAGUAGCAUCUGAGUGUCAGUUUCUGAAAAACAAGCUAAUUGUGUCCCAAGGCAGCAGGGAGGGAUGGCUCAACUUCACUGACUUGUACAAGAGCCAGUCUGAUGAUCAUUCCUGUGUCAAAACAAGCAUUCAAGACCCUGUCUGUAUCUUCUUUACCAGUGGAACCACAGGUUCUCCAAAGAUGGCUGAACAUUCCCAGGGUAGUCUUGGUUUUAGACCCCUGUUAAGUGAAAGAUACUGGUUGGAUUUGACUCCCUCAGACGUAAUAUGGAACACAGCAGACACAGGCUGGAUACUAACUGCAGUGACAUCUGUUUUUGAUCCCUGGGUUUUUGGAUCAUGUGUCUUUAUACACCGCCUCCCACGGAUUGAAUCAUCCACCAUCCUAAAUACUCUCUCUAGAUACCCUGUGGACACUCUGGUUGGUGCUCCAACAUUGUUUCGCAUGCUGGUGCAGAAUGAUUUCUCCAGCUACAAAUUCAUGAACCUGAAGCACUGUGCCAGUGGUGGGGAGCCAGUCAACCCAGAAGUCAUGGAGCAGUGGAAAAGCAAGACAGGACUGGACAUCCAUGAAAUAUAUGGCCAGACUGAAACGGGAGUAAUCUGUUGUGUUUCUAAAGGAAUGAAGGUUAAACCUGGAUCAAUGGGCAAAGCAGCUUCCUUUUAUGAUGUUCAGAUCAUAGAUAAAAAUGCUAAUAUUCUACCUCCAGGACAAGAGGGCGAAAUUGCUGUCAGAAGCAAACCUAUAAGACCACUUGGUUUCUUCUCUAAAUAUGUAGAUAACCCUGAGAAAACGGCAGCAAGUGAACGUGGGGAUUUUUAUCUCACUGGGGACAAAGGGACUGUAGAUGAAGAUGGAUAUUUUUGGUUUGUUGGAAGAGACGAUGAUAUCAUCAUUUCUGCGGGGUAUCGCAUUGGGCCAUUUGAAGUAGAGAGUGCCCUGAUAGAGCACCCAGCAGUAGCUGAAACAGCUGUUGUCAGCAGCCCAGAUCCCCUCCGGGGAGAGGUUGUGAAAGCAUUUGUGGUCCUAUCUUCUGGCUUUACAUGUGAUGACCUGGAGAGUUUAGCCCGUGAAUUACAGGAGCAUGUCAAGAAAACUACUGCUCCAUACAAGUAUCCCAGAAAGGUGGAAUUUGUCCAACAACUGCCAAAGACAGUCACUGGGAAGAUCAAGAGGAACGAGUUGAGGGACAAAGAGUGGGGACGGGUAUAA
Tinamus guttatus (white-throated tinamou) is the source of this 1743-nucleotide messenger RNA. Its product is annotated as acyl-coenzyme A synthetase ACSM4, mitochondrial. Gene Ontology annotation, cellular component: mitochondrial matrix. Gene Ontology annotation, molecular function: fatty-acyl-CoA synthase activity; fatty acid ligase activity. The record is from RefSeq and is a predicted model, not a curated record. NCBI's taxonomy places the organism in Eukaryota, Metazoa, Chordata, Aves, Tinamiformes, Tinamidae. Gene Ontology annotation, biological process: acyl-CoA metabolic process; fatty acid biosynthetic process.